CAGAAAAUUAAUAAUACUUAUUUUGCAAGGGAUCUGUGUACAUAUGUGUAUAUUAUUUGAAAAACUGAUGGAAAGCCAAGCAAGGCAGUGUGUCUGUAGUCCCAGCUACUAGGGAGGCAGGAAGAUUGGUUAAACCCAGUAGUUUGAAACUUACAUACUGAAUUACAUAGCAAGAUUCUAUCUAAAGAACAAAAAUGAAACAAACAAACAAAUACAGAAACAAAAAAAUUGCUGGAAGAUAGAAUGAGAAUAUAUGUGUGCACUUAAUGCUUUAAAAAAGACUGAAAAACUAUAGCAUCAAAUUCCACUCUGAAAUGUGCUACCAAAGCUUCUCUGGGUGUGCUCUACAAUAAUGUAUGUUCUGCUGUUGGUAUUUAUGUUUCUGAGACUGCAAAAAUAAGGAGAGAGAGAAUGAGUCCUGAUUAGGAUCACACCCUACAGUGAGAGGUGCAGCCCCAACAAAAGGAUUAAGGUUGGCACUAUGGAGGUUUAAAGGAAAUGGCUGACCCUGUAGUCUGAUCAGAGGACAGGGAGGAAGAGAACAAAGGAAAAACAGGAAAGAUAGGAAGUGGUGCACAUUCAGAGGGAGAACUUGGGAAAUGUUCAACUCUUAAUGCUUUUCCCUAGAAUAAUGGGGGAUGUCAUGUUUGAUCCAAAAUAAUAAAUUUUUGCUUUGUAUGCUGGAUCACUCUUUUUAUAAAGUGUCAACUUCUCAGUAAAACUUGAUAUACUUAAAGAACUGUCUAUUUGUAUUCAGUAGGAAUAAAAGUUGAAGGCAAUAGAAUGAAGAGGUCCUGCUACCUAUGCCCUCUCGCCCUGCCACUGAGAUUCUGUGCAAGGCAGCAGUUCCAAUAGGUCAGGAGCAAAGCAAACAAACCAUAGUCUGUGAGGGAGAAGGGAAUGGAGAGAAGCACAUGGCACCGCCAAUCAGCUGAGAGGCAGAUGGCUCAGGCAUGGAUGUGAGCCAGAUUCCCUGUUCUCAAACAAAGAAAGAGAAGGUGACUCUGGAGCAGGAUGGAUGAUGCUUGAAUCACAUAAGCAAAACUGAAAACUAACAUGUUCUUUUUGGUGAACACAGAAUGGUUUAAUAUCAGUAGAACCUAAGCUGAGAAUUAGCCGAUGCAAACUCACACAGUGUUUUAUAUAAAUUUAUGACCAAAGUUUGGCCUAGGUUUAUACUAUUCCACUUUAGAAUAUAAAAUUACAACUAGUAAAAUUGGUGAAUUCUAGACAAAAGCAUGCACAUUAAACAAUUUUAUUAUUAGUUGACUGUUGGUAUAAUUCCUUCUCUUCCAUGUACCAUACUGUCUAAAAGGACUGCCAUCCUAAUAAUUUAUUUGUGUCUGACUAUUUUAUCUUCCUUCUCAACAUUUUUAAACACUAUCUAUAGCAUAAAUCUGAGAUUUAUUAUCUUCUCUCUUCUAUUAUUAAAUACUCUUACCUAAAUUCUGUCCGCUCAACUGCAUUGAAAAUUCUUUUAGGAGGGGCGGGGCGGGACCGGCCACCAGGGCCCGUCCCCUCCCUUGCUGGGCGCCAGCAAAAAGUUACAGCUCAGCCCCACCGAGGCCAGUGGGCUCCCCCACAACACACGCACCAUGCCCAUGAUACUGGGUUAUUGGGACAUCCGCAGCCUGCUCCUGGAAUACACAGACUCAAGCUGUGAGGAGAAGAGAUACACGAUGGGGGAUGCUCCGGAUUAUGACAGAAGCCAGUGGCUGGAUGAGAAAUUCAAGCUGGGCCUGGACUUUCCCAAUGAGAAACUGAAGCCAGAGUACUUGGAGCGCCUCCCAGAGGUACUGAAGCUCUUUUCACAGUUCCUGGGGAAGAAGCCAUGGUUUGCUGGUGAUAAGAUCACCUUUGUGGAUUUCCUUGCUUAUGAUAUACUUGACCUGCACCGAAUAUUUCACCCUAAGUGCCUGGAUGAAUUUUCAAACCUGAAGGACUUCGUAUCCCGCUUUGAGGGCUUGAAGAAGAUCUCUGCCUACAUAAAGUCCAGCUGCUUCCUCCCCAAACCUCUGUACCAAAGGUGGCUACACGGGGCAACAAGUAGGGCCUUGAAAGGAUAGGAUCAGGGAGUGAGGAGCCUGUUCUCUUCCUGCUGCCAGGGCCCUGGGAAAGGGCCAGACCCCCUGCAGCUCUGGCACCAUCUUCUCAUUUUUUUCUCUUCUGUCCAUCCCCCUAUCAUACCCACGGCCUUAUUGGCCCUCCUUUCUCCCUCUAAUCCUGAGAUGGGAAUUUGGAGAUACAGAAAAAGAAAGACUGAACGAGUCUCAAAAGAAACUCCAAAACACCCACGAGCCUUUGUGUCCUUAGCACAUGUCCUUAGCCCAUGUCAGUGACCCAUGCCCUGGCCCGCAAAUAGUUACAUGAGGGCAGUAUACAAUUGGUAGAAAAACUGGCGUGAAAUUCUGUAAACCUGUCCUGGCUCUACCUGUCGUCCAGCCCCUAGGUGCUGUCCUGCUCUAAGUUAUAGCACCCUACACCAGGGAGUUGCUGUCUGUCCUUCUGGAGAUAGAAUCCCAUGAUCCCUUUUGAGGGCCAGUCCCCAAUGACCUGAGUACCUCUUACUAGGCCCUGUCUCCUAAGGUUCCACUACCUCCUGAUAGUGCCACCCUGAUGACCAAGCCAUGAACACAUGAGCCUUUGAGGGUCAUUCAGGAUCCAAACUAAAGCAGAGGCAUUUAGGGAAGACUCAGGUAAGAGAUACUGUUGCUUAUCAAGAAAGUUCUCUUACCCAAGAGCUGUAUUUCUAGAAACUUAUAUCCAAAAAUGGUCAAGACUUCAAUAGAUGUUUCUCAAAAAUGAACAUUCUAAUGGCCAAGAAACAUAA
Messenger RNA from Ictidomys tridecemlineatus (thirteen-lined ground squirrel), 2830 nucleotides. The record is from RefSeq and is a predicted model, not a curated record. NCBI's taxonomy places the organism in Eukaryota, Metazoa, Chordata, Mammalia, Rodentia, Sciuridae.